Dicentrarchus labrax (European seabass) is the source of this 6454-nucleotide messenger RNA. RefSeq names its product PDS5 cohesin associated factor A (gene pds5a). The coding region runs from base 157 to 4332 and encodes 1391 amino acids. Gene Ontology annotation, cellular component: chromatin; nucleus. Gene Ontology annotation, biological process: DNA repair; mitotic sister chromatid cohesion. The transcript is spliced from 33 exons. The record is from RefSeq and is a predicted model, not a curated record. NCBI's taxonomy places the organism in Eukaryota, Metazoa, Chordata, Actinopteri, Moronidae.
GGCGCUCUGCACCCAGCCUUCACACAGACAGCACUGACUGAACGGACCGAGAGCUUUGUGCCGAAAACUAAACCCAACCUGUGUCAGACUAAUGAAUUAAAACGGCCCACUCCAGAGAGGCCAGUAGAAGACCGUGUGGACCGCACAUCAACAAGCAUGGAGUUCCCGCAACAGCAGAAACCGGCGGGGGACGGAAAGAUCAUCUAUCCUCCUGGAGUGAAGGAAAUUACGGACAAAAUCAGCAACGAUGAGGUGGUGAAGCGGUUGAAGAUGGUGGUGAAAACCUAUAUGGACAUGGAUCAAGACUCUGAAGAGGAGAAGCAACAGUAUCUCGCCCUGGCGCUCCACCUUGCCUCAGAGUUCUUCCUCAGGAACCCUAAUAAAGACGUACGGCUACUUGUGGCCUGCUGUCUGGCUGACAUUUUCAGGAUCUAUGCUCCUGAGGCCCCCUACACCUCCCACGACAAACUCAAGGACAUCUUCCUGUUCAUCACCAGACAGUUAAAGGGGCUGGAAGAUACCAAGAGCCCUCAGUUCAACAGAUACUUCUACCUGCUGGAGAACCUGGCAUGGGUGAAGUCAUACAACAUAUGCUUUGAACUGGAAGACUGCAAUGAGAUCUUCAUUCAGCUGUUCAAAACACUCUUCUCCGUUAUCAAUAACAGCCAUAACCAGAAGGUGCAGAUGCACAUGAUGGACCUGAUGAGUUCCAUCAUCAUGGAGGGAGAUGGAGUCACACAGGAGCUGCUGGAUACCAUCCUCAUUAACCUCAUCCCUGCACACAAGAAUCUGAACAAACAAGCGUACGAUCUUGCCAAGACUCUGCUGAAGAGGACCGUCCAGACCAUAGAGACGUGUAUUGCAAACUUCUUCAAUCAGGUUUUAGUGAUGGGCAAGUCAUCUGUCAGCGACCUGUCAGAGCACGUCUUUGAUCUCAUCCAGGAACUGUUUUCCAUCGACCCUAUGCUGCUUACCUCUGUCAUGCCACAGUUGGAAUUCAAACUUAAGAGCAAUGAUGGUGAGGAGCGUCUAGCUGUUGUACGGUUGCUAGCUAAGUUGUUUGGGGCCAAAGACUCAGAGCUGGCCUCACAGAACAGACCACUGUGGCAGUGCUUCUUAGGACGGUUCAAUGACAUCCAUGUUCCAGUCAGGCUAGAGUGUGUAAAGUUUGCCAGCCACUGCCUCAUGAACCACCCAGACCUGGCCAGAGACCUGACAGAGUAUUUGAAGGUGCGUUCCCAUGACCCAGAGGAAGCCAUUCGCCAUGAUGUCAUUGUCACCAUCAUCAACGCCGGGAAGAAAGACCUUAACUUGGUCAAUGACCAGCUGUUGGGUUUCGUACGGGAAAGGACCUUAGACAAGAGGUGGCGUGUGCGUAAGGAGGCCAUGAUGGGCCUGGCUCAGCUUUAUAAGAAAUACUGUCUUCACCAUGAGGCUGGGAAAGAGUCUGCCCAAAAGAUCAGCUGGAUCAAAGACAAACUGCUGCACAUCUACUAUCAGAACAGCAUCGACGACAAGUUAUUAGUGGAGAAGAUCUUCGCUCAGUACAUGGUCCCUCACAGCCUUGACACGGAGGAGAAGAUGAAGUGUUUGUACUACCUGUAUGCCUGCCUGGACACAAAUGCUGUCAAGGCCCUGAAUGAGAUGUGGAAGUGUCAGAACAUGCUCAGAGGGCUCGUCAAAGAGCUGCUGGACCUCCACAAGCUGCCUGCGUCCGAGGCCAAUAACACAGCCAUGUUUGGGAAGUUGAUGAGUAUUGCCAAGAAUCUGCCAGACGCUGGAAAGGCCCAGGACUUUAUGAAGAAGUUCAACCAAGUUCUCGGUGAGGAUGAGAAGCUCAGAGUCCAGCUGGAGAUGCUUAUCAGCCCGACCUGCUCCUGCAAACAAGCUGAGAUAUGUGUGAGGGAGAUCACCCGGAAGUUGACAUUUCCCAAACAACCCACUAACCCGUUCCUGGAGAUGGUUAAAUUCCUGCUGGAGCGCAUCGCCCCGGUCCAUAUCGACUCUGAGGCCAUCAGUGCACUAGUGAAGCUGCUGAACAAGUCUAUUGAGGGCACAGCUGACGAUGAUGAGGAAGGCGUUACCCCUGACACAGCCAUCCGCUCUGGCCUGGAGCUACUCAAGGUCCUGUCGUUCACCCACCCUACAGCAUUCCACUCGGCAGAAACCUACGAGUCUCUGCUCCAGUGUUUGAAGAUGGAGGAUGAGAAGGUGGCAGAGGCAGCCAUCCAGAUAUUCAGGAACACAGGGCAGAAGAUAGAGACAGAGCUACAACAGAUAAGAUCAACUCUGAUUCCCAUCCUGCAUCAGAAAGCCAAGCGGGGAACACCUCAUCAGGCCAAGCAGGCUGUUCACUGUAUCCAUGCCAUCUUUAACAACAAGGAAGUGCAGCUGGCACAGAUUUUUGAGCCUCUGUCACGUAGUCUCAAUGCAGAUGUCCCAGAGCAGCUCAUCACUCCCCUUGUGUCCCUGGGCCACAUCUCCAUGCUGGCCCCUGAUCAGUUUGCUUCACCAAUGAAGUCCAUUGUGGCUAACUUCAUUGUCAAGGACUUGCUCAUGAAUGACAGGUCGGUGGGAAACAAGAAUGGGAAGCUGUGGACCACUGAUGAGGAAGUUUCACCAGAGGUCCUAGCUAAGGUGCAGGCUAUUAAGCUGCUAGUGCGUUGGUUACUAGGCAUGAAGAACAACCAAUCCAAGUCAGCAAACUCCACCCUGCGGCUGCUGUCAGCCAUGCUGGUCAGCGAGGGAGACCUCACAGAGCAGAAGAAGAUCAGUAAAUCAGACAUGUCUCGUCUGAGGCUGGCUGCCGGUGGAGCCAUUAUGAAGUUGGCACAGGAGCCCUGUUACCAUGACAUCAUCACACCUGAACAGUUUCAGCUCUGCGGCCUCGUUAUCAAUGAUGAGUGCUACCAGGUUCGUCAGAUCUUUGCUCAGAAGUUGCACUUGGCUCUUGUCAAACUAAUGCUGCCACUGGAGUAUCUGGCCGUCUUCGCCCUCUGUGCCAAGGACCCGGUGAAGGAGCGCCGUGCCCAUGCCCGACAGUGCCUCCUCAAAAACAUCUCCGUCCGCAGAGAGUAUAUCAAACAAAACCCACUCGCUCAGGAAAAACUUGUCUCCCUCCUUCCUGAGUAUGUCGUUCCCUAUAUGAUCCACCUGCUAGCUCACGACCCAGACUUCACAAAACCACAUGAAUAUGAACAGCUCAAAGACAUCAAAGAGUGCCUGUGGUUCAUGCUGGAAGUGCUGAUGACCAAGAAUGAGAACAACAGUCAUGCCUUUCUUAGGAAGAUGGUAGAGAACAUCAAACAGACCAAGGAUGCACAGUGUCCUGAAGAUGCCAAGGCCAAUGAGAAGCUGUAUAUCGUCUGUGAUGUUGCUCUCUUCGUUAUCGCCAACAAGAGCACCGCAUGUCACCUGGAUUCUCCGAAAGACCCUGUCCUACCCUCCAAGUUCUUCAUCGUACAAGACAAGGACUUCAAAAAUGAUAAAGAGUAUCUGUUGACAGAGAUGAGACAAAUGCUGCUCACUGGAAAGCCUAAACCCGCUCCAGUGUUGGGAGCUGUGAACAAGCCUCUGACAGUACCAGGAAGGAGGAUCUUCACCAAGACCACCACAGCCUCAGACACAGCCAGUAACACCAGCACCAACUCUUCCCCAUUGAGUUCCUCAACCAUCAACAAGAACAGCAAUGCUGCCACUGAGUCAUCAGAGAGCCGAGCGCAGGAAAACAAUGAGAACCCAGUCAUCAAGAAUGACGAGGGCAAAAAGGAGGAACCAAGUCAGAAUGCGACCCCUGACGCCGAGACAGAAGCAUCGCCUGUCAAACGACGUGGCCGUCCACCGAAAACGGCCCCUGCUGCUCCUGCGGGGGCUGAUAAAGAGGGAGCCGCAGCACCAACGGGGGGUGGAGCCGGCAGAGGCAGGAAGAGGGCAGCUGACCCCAACUCCAACCCAUCGGUAGAGUCACUCAACAUUAAGAUGUCAAAACAGCAGCAGCAGAACGAUGAAGGGACAAAGAGACAGAUUGACUUGCAGAGGUGGCCAUUUGUGGACAGAGAGAAUGAAAAAGUGAGAAAGGAGGAGUCUGCAGAGGAGACAGGGAGAGCUAUAGGGAAGGUCGCCCUCCUCUUGGGCAGUGAGGGUGACACUGAGAUAGAGCUACAGUCCAGCCCAGAGGUUGUUAUCUGUGGUGGAAAGGACAGAGAGAGAUACCGCCAGGGAGAUACCAAGUCUAAAAGGAGGGGAAUUCCUUCUGGCAGGCAGGGAGAGCUCAACAGUGGAGACGAGGCAGGCGGGCUUGCAGUGAGUUGGUUUAGUCCAGGAAGUCUCUAAACACAGCGUAUCCCAGAUAUUUGGUAUGAGCUAUAUGAGCUUGUCUGUUAAAGAAGGGUUUGUGGAAAUACGCUUAUUUUCUUUCUUUCAGUUAGAUAAGAAAAUUGAUACCACUCUCUUUUAUUCGCGCGACUAGAUCCCAUACAAAGUCAAUACAAAGACACGAAAAGGUGUAAAUUUGCACCAGGUGAUGCAAAUGACGUGACCGUGCGAAAUUCGCCUCAUUCGCGAUUUCACACCAGUUGAAAAUAUUGAGCUUUGAGCGGAGAGACGGUGCUGCUGCUUGCCCACAGACUGCUGCUUGAGCCACAAUCUUUUAUCUGUCUGUGUGCACCCAGAGCUUUAUAAUUCAUAUGUAUACAGAGACCAUAAAAGAGAUUGUUGGAGAAAAGUAAAAUAGGAAAGGCAUCCUUUUGAUUAAACCACGGCAAAAUCUGUUUAUUUUAGGCUCAAACCAGCGUUAUAAACCAGAUUAAAGGGCGAAUAUUCUCUUGGCCUUCGGUGGGAAUACAACAUUAUACGUGAUACAACAAUGAGGGUGGUAUCGAUCCUCUCAUCUAACUCUCUUAAAGCGAAUAAGUAUUUCACAAAAUGUUGAACUGUUCCUUUAAACUGUGUUUAUAGGUGCACAACAACACUGUAACACAUCAAUUUCAGUUUACCCAUCACAGACAGUACUGUUCAGUCUGACUAACUAAGUUUACACCUGGUAUUAACAUGCUUCUUGGGUGAUCUGAUCACAAGUGGACAGCUUUAAAUGUCAGUUUACACCUGGCAUUAGAGUGCCAGAGAGUGCGUCUCCACGUGCGUUUCAAGUGACCACUUGUGGUCUGAUCUCACGCCCCGCUCUAUAUGCAAAUAAACACUAUAUGUCUGUACUUUACUCAAACUUUUGUCAGUCACUGUUCAUUAUUACUGACAUUUUUUUCAGUUCAGCGCCCCACUAGUCCGUCGCUUUUACCUGCGCUGUCAGCAGCCCUGCAGGAGAGGCGCUGGUGCACUAUGGUAUUUUAUAAUUGAACUUUAUCAGCAGUACACACACUUCUGCUUUUUCGAUUGUGUGGAAAUCUGAUGUUUUCACAUUCCCGAUGACAAAGAAAGGCAUUAAUGCCAGAGAAAGUAAAAGUAUGCAUCCUGCUCCCAUCACAAAGCGUGUCUCCUACCGCAGGGCUGCUGGCAGGCUGUCAGCCCAAGAGUCACUCACAGUGGGCGACAGAGGAGGUGGUACCGCCAGCUAGAAGAAAUCCUGUGUAAUGUUCCCCGAAUUUACAAGAAGGCCCAAAUAAUUGGUUUCUAAAGUUUCUCCUCACUCAGUAACUCUCAAAAUUAUGCUAUUUUUUUAUGGGAGUCAGUAGUUAUUUGUUUUAACAAACAUCUGUUGCUUAUCUUGGCAGGUAAAAGAGCCUAAGCAAGUAAUUUACAUUACAGUGAACCAAAUAUACAGCGUUUUGUGUGUACUUACAGGAUGUCAGUUGAGUAGUUGGUCAGUCAGUGUGGCCCAGGAUGCAUUAGCGUUUACGCUACAAAAGAUAUGUGGUCAGAUGUGUCCCAGACCACCUCGGCAAGUGGUUUGAGUGAUCAGAUCAGAAUGCGCCUCAGAUGUCGUUUACACUUGUAUUUAGACUGUCCACUUGUGAUCGGAUCAAGACACGUUAAUACGUGUAAACGGGCAGUAAAGUAAGGAUAUUUCAGUUCCCCAAUAUAAUGGAAGUGCAAUACCACAUCACUGGAGUCCACCUGAAAGAGUGUGACUAAUUAUGAAGGGCUGACAGUCAGUUUGCACAGGAGUUCACUCAGGGUUUUAUUUUUUUGGAUACAAGAAGCAUCUCAAACGGUUUCUUUCAUACAAAGUGGUUUGCAUCAGCCAUUGCACGCAACACUCAAACAUAGAAGAUAUUACAGUUUGUAUUUGCAGUAAUUCACUUGUGAUAUAUUGUAUAAUGGUUAUUCUUAGUGUUAUUAUAGUAACAGACAUCCUCCUGUAUUUUUGUUUCUACACACGUCUUCAACAGUACUUUUAAGGAAAUAUCUCAGUGAAAAAACCUUAGGAUUAAAGUUUCUGGCAAGGAAUUCAUUAGUUCUCAUUAACAUUUUUUUGUUGUCAGCCCAGUCAUCUUUGUUC